Messenger RNA from Loxodonta africana (African savanna elephant), 7810 nucleotides. RefSeq names its product ArfGAP with coiled-coil, ankyrin repeat and PH domains 2 (gene ACAP2). The transcript is spliced from 23 exons. The record is from RefSeq and is a predicted model, not a curated record. Gene Ontology annotation, cellular component: endosome membrane; cytoplasm. Gene Ontology annotation, molecular function: GTPase activator activity; protein binding. NCBI's taxonomy places the organism in Eukaryota, Metazoa, Chordata, Mammalia, Proboscidea, Elephantidae. Bases 1760 to 3961 code for a protein of 733 amino acids.
GAGCUUUGCUCAAUUCACAGGCCAGAGUGAUCGCUAUGUGAUUAGAAGUGGCUCAGUGUUAGCUUUUUCCGCUGGGUGUUUUUUCUAUUCUAAUUUAGUGUUUUGAAUUAAAUAUUUUCUGAGUGAAACUUCUAUUUCCCUGAGUUCUCAGUUAAUUCAGCUGCUUCAGGUACAGCCAGCCAGAGCUAACCCCUAAAAAUUAUUUUCUUGAAUGAAAAUUCUUUCUCGUGUAUGAAGUACAUACAUGUUCUUUUAUUUGAUAUUCAUUAUAAGGGAACAGCAUACCCUUUUUCGGUAAAAGGCCAAAUGAUAAAUAUUUUAGACUUUGUGGCCCAUACUGUCUCCGUUCCAGCUGAACUCUGCUGUUGUAGCAUGAAAGCUGUGAUAGACAGUAUAUAAAUGAAUAAGCUUGGCUGUGUUUUUCAAUAAAACUUUUUUUAUGGACAAUGAAAUUUCAGUUUAAUACAAUUUCCAUGUGCCAUGAAAUAUUACUCUUUUUUUUUUUCAGCCAUUUAAAAAUAUAAAAACCAUUUUAACUCAUGGGAUGUACAAAAACAGGUGACACACCAGUCUAGGCUGAUGAGCUAUAGUUUACUGACUCCAUGAACCUAUGAGAUUUUAUACAAAUAAUCUUAUAGUUGUAGAAAUCACUAUUUGGACAGUCUAAAUUACUUUUUCAAAGUUUUAUAGUGAAUAAUAAUUGUAUCUAGUUCUGAUUGCCAAUGUGUCAGUCUGUCUGACUCUUUUGAAUAAAUCUAUACUUUUUGUUACUUUUGUCUUUCUAAAAAGUCCUCUUAACUGACAUUUUAUUGAGGUAGGCAUUAAAUAAGGAUUGUUGGAUAAGGCACCAUGCAUAGUGCCAAGGAUAUAAAGACUAAUAAGAUAGAAAUCCUUGCCCACAAAGAGUUUAUAAUCUAGGGAGAGACACAGAAAAAUAAAAUCAUGUUAAUCCCUUAUACAUUUUCAAAAUCCCCAAAGCUUAAAAACAUUUUUUCAUAAUUUGUUUUAUUUUUGUUGUUGAAAAUAUACACAGCAGAACACACACCAGUUCAACAAUCUCUACACAUACAAUUCAGUGACAUUGGUUACAUUCAAGUUGUGCAACCACUUUCACCGUCCUUUUCUGAAUUGUCCCUCCCCCGUUAACAUAAACUGACUGCCCCCUAAGUGUCUUAUCUGGUCUUUCAAGUUGCUGUUGUUAGUUUGAUUCCAUAUAGAUAGAUCUUAAAGGAGCACAGUGCACAAGGCAGACUUUCUUUACUAGUUAAGCUGAACUAUUGUUUGCUUUUAAGAAGACUGCAGGGAAUAUUUUUGGUUUAAGGGUUAAAGAUAUCUCAGGACAGUAGUUUCAGGGGUUCAUCCAGCUUCCAUGGCUCCAGAAAGCCUGGAUCCUGUAAGAAUUUGAAAUUCUGUUCUGCAUUUUCCCCCUUUUGAUCAGGAUUCUUUUAUAGAAACUUUGAUCAAAAUGUUCAGUAAUGGUAGCCAGGCACCAUCCCAUUCUUCUGGUCUCAUGGUAGAGGAGGCAGUUGUUCAUGGAGGCAAUUAACCACAUGUUCCAUUUCCUCCUUCUAUUCCUGACUCUUUUUCCUCUGUUGCUCCAGGUGAAUAGAGACCAGUGGUACCUUGGAUGGCUGCUUGCAAGCUUUUUAAAACACCAGGCACUGCACAGUGAACUAGGAGGGCUGCACUGGAAGAAGUAGAAGGAGAUGUGGCAGAAUUGGAACUGAAACUUGAUAAGCUUGUGAAGCUGUGUAUCGCGAUGAUUGACACCGGAAAAGCCUUUUGUGUUGCAAAUAAACAGUUCAUGAAUGGGAUUAGAGACCUGGCACAGUAUUCUAGUAAUGAUGCUGUAGUUGAGACAAGUUUGACCAAGUUUUCUGACAGUCUUCAGGAAAUGAUAAAUUUUCACACAAUCCUGUUUGAUCAAACUCAGAGAUCAAUUAAAGCACAGCUUCAGAACUUUGUUAAAGAAGAUCUUAGAAAAUUCAAAGAUGCCAAGAAGCAGUUUGAAAAAGUCAGUGAAGAGAAAGAAAAUGCAUUAGUAAAAAAUGCUCAAGUACAAAGAAACAAACAGCACGAAGUUGAAGAGGCCACAAACAUUCUGACAGCAACAAGAAAAUGUUUUCGACACAUAGCGCUCGACUAUGUACUUCAGAUUAAUGUUCUUCAAUCAAAAAGGAGGUCAGAAAUCCUAAAAUCAAUGUUAUCUUUUAUGUAUGCCCAUUUGGCCUUCUUUCAUCAAGGAUAUGAUCUAUUUAGUGAACUUGGGCCCUACAUGAAGGAUCUUGGUGCACAGUUGGAUCAGCUGGUUGUGGAUGCAGCAAAGGAGAAAAGAGAGAUGGAGCAAAAACAUUCCACCAUUCAACAAAAGGAUUUCUCCAGUGAUGAUUCUAAGUUAGAAUAUAAUGUAGACGCUGCGAAUGGCAUUGUGAUGGAAGGGUAUCUGUUCAAACGAGCCAGCAAUGCCUUCAAAACUUGGAACAGACGCUGGUUUUCAAUACAGAACAAUCAAUUGGUUUACCAGAAAAAGUUUAAGGAUAACCCCACAGUGGUAGUUGAAGAUCUCAGGCUCUGCACAGUGAAACAUUGUGAAGACAUAGAACGAAGAUUUUGCUUUGAGGUGGUCUCUCCAACAAAAAGUUGUAUGCUCCAGGCAGAUUCUGAAAAGCUACGCCAGGCGUGGAUUAAGGCUGUUCAGACCAGUAUUGCCACUGCUUAUCGAGAUAAGAGCGAUGAAUCAGAGAAGCUGGAUAAGAAAUCAUCUCCGUCUACAGGAAGCCUAGAGUCUGGAAGUGAGUCAAAAGAAAAAUUAUUGAAAGGAGAAAGCGCACUGCAGCGAGUCCAGUGUAUCCCUGGCAAUGCCAGCUGUUGUGAUUGUGGUCUGGCAGACCCACGGUGGGCCAGCAUCAACCUGGGCAUCACCCUGUGCAUUGAGUGCUCCGGGAUUCACCGGAGUCUUGGGGUUCAUUUUUCAAAAGUACGAUCUUUAACUUUAGAUACCUGGGAACCUGAACUUUUAAAGCUUAUGUGUGAAUUGGGGAACGAUGUUAUAAACCGAGUUUAUGAAGCUAAAGUGGAAAAAAUGGGAAUAAAGAAACCACAACCAGGACAAAGACAGGAAAAAGAGGCAUAUAUCAGAGCAAAAUAUGUGGAGAGGAAAUUUGUGGAUAAAUACGCUAUAUCAGCAUCACCUCCUGAGCAGGAAGAGAAGACUGUCUCCAAAAGUUGUGAAGAAAAGAGACUGAGCAUUUCUAAACCUGGGCCAGGUGACCAAGUCAGAGUAGCUGCCCAGAGUUCAGUCAGAAGUAAUGACAGUGGAAUCCAACAAAGCUCUGAUGAUGGAAGAGAGUCUUUACCCUCCAUGGUGUCAGCCAAUAGUUUGUAUGAGCCUGAAGGAGAAAGGCAAGAUUCUGCAUUUCUUGAUUCUAAACAUCUUAAUCCAGGACUUCAACUUUAUAGGGCUUCGUAUGAAAAAAAUCUUCCUAAAAUGGCUGAGGCUUUGGCUCACGGUGCAGAUGUGAACUGGGCUAAUUUGGAGGAAAACCAAGCAACACCACUUAUUCAGGCCGUACUAGGGGGUUCUUUGGUGACAUGCGAGUUCCUCCUACAGAAUGGUGCUAAUGUGAACCAAAGAGAUGUACAAGGGCGGGGACCACUGCACCAUGCCACCGUCUUAGGGCACACGGGGCAGGUAUGUUUAUUUCUAAAACGAGGUGCCAAUCAACAUGCCACUGAUGAAGAAGGGAAAGACCCUUUGACUAUAGCUGUGGAAGCAGCCAACGCUGAUAUAGUGACCUUGUUACGUUUAGCAAGAAUGAAUGAAGAGAUGCGGGAGUCAGAAGGACUUUAUGGACAGCCAGGUGACGAAACAUACCAGGACAUUUUCCGUGAUUUUUCCCAAAUGGCAUCCAAUAACCCAGAGAAACUCAAUCGUUUCCAGCAAGAAUCACAGAAAUUCUGAGUUUUUUUUUUAAGGAGGAAUUAUUAAAUCUGAUGAUCCCCUAAUGUGUACAGCCGAAAACUCAAGUUUUUACCGCAUUAAGUCUGCUUACUUAAUUAGUUUUGGUAGAUGUUGAAGAGUUUAGAAAAAAGGUACCCAUUCAUUGAUAUUUUUUAUAAAUUAAAAUAUGGAUCUCUAAUAGUUAGGAGAGGCACCUACUUGAGGACCUCUUUUUUCUUUUUAAAAGAAGCCUGUUUAAUAGGCUGUUUUGUAUAGAUAAAAGUAAAACCUAGCCUUAGGCCGUCUCUAGGUUACAAGAUGGCCAAGGGAUUAGGCAAAUCUCUUUUUUGCCAGUGGAUCAGAGCAGUGGCUUCUCCAUGCGGCAUGCCCAGAGUCAUUCAGUCAGCAUGGCUGCCUUGCGUGGGAGUCACCUGUCCUGCCUGCCUCAAGAAAUGUCUUUUUUUUAGCUUUCCGACGAUUUUUGGUGGUUCAUAGUUACUGUGUUUUUGGUUAUUGUUGUUAUUUUUCAUAGAUUAGCUGUCAUACACACAAUAUACGAUUUAAUUAUUAGAAAUAGAGAAUAUGUUUUCCCCAUUUACUCAUAAAUGCAGUUAUCCUUCUAGAGGUAAGGUAAUUGCCCUGUACUUUAGCGUAUAUGUAAUGGCUCUACAGGUAGACAUAGUUCACUCCUUUAGACUUAGUCUGUUUUAUGAAGAAAAAAGAAGCCCUCAAAACUUUUUUUUUUUUUUUUUUUAAUCACCAGAAGAAACUAAGCUGUAGAAAUGGUAGUUCUUCAUUUGUUGGUUGAUUUCAUGAAACCUUGCCAAGUUUAUUGAGAUGAUAAAACAGUUUCAGCGGCUACCUGAAUGUUGCCAAAUCAAGCUUUCAUCAAAAUGUAAUGUUCCCUGAAAAGCUGAUUCAUAACAUAACAUAUAGGACAUUUUUAUAUUUGAUAUUUGUCCUUUUCAAGAUACAUAUUUUGCCGUUGUUCCUAGUGAAAGUAAAAUCUCUGUCUAAAGGAAGAAAAAAACCUUGUAUUUUUCUUAGUUUAUAUAGCAAUAAUUCACUUUUUAACUUUUUCUGUAUCUGUCCAGUGCACAUGUGUGAGACACAGUGUACAUUCUUUUUAAUUAUAUCAUCUAUAGUAGCUUUAGUGUUUGGUUACAAACCACAGACUCUUCAAUUCCAAAGCAUUAUGGAUAUACUUAUUUACCAUCUAUGUGUAUGCUACAAGUUAGUCUGAUUCCAGCUUUGACUGUCUUGUCAGGAGUACAGAAUAAUUAAAUAAUUAAAUAAUUUGCCUUAUGUUCCUUUCUAGUAUAGUCGUUCAGUAUAGUCAAGUUUAAUUAUCUUUUACAAAUUACGUAUAUAUUACUAGAUACUCAGUCUUGUAAGAGAGAUUUUAAAACUUGGAUUAUUAAAAAGUAGAGAAAUUAUUUUUAAUUGGGUAGAUAAUAAAUUUUCUAACAUUUCCCCUAAUAACUAGGGUUUUAUAAACUGAUUAAGUAUCAAAUCAGAAUCUAUAUAAACAGGAAUUUUACUGAAAUAAAAUCAUGAUACAGAAAAGGCUGCAUAAUUUGCCCAAAUUGCAUGCAUAUGGUGCUUGUUUAGUAAUAGUCAUUGUAUAUUAGAAUAAGGAUAAAAAUGUGUUAUAUAUAUUUGUGAAUUAUUUCCAAGGAAAGGCUAGUUCUAAAGCAUUGCAUUUUAAUUACAGCAAAAACAGGGACAUUAAAUCUUUGGUGUUUCACCUCAAAGUCACAAAUCACCUGGAUUUUUAGGUACCUUACCUAGAGACAAAAGUCUGGUUUGUAACAUCUUUAUUAGAGUGUACUUUGAAAUUAAUUGUCAGAAGAGCUCAAAGAUAAAUAAUGUCAAAAACAGAUUAACAAGAGAAAGAAAAAUAAAGAAAAAAGGAAAGAGGAAAGAAGAGAGAGCCCUGUUUCUCCUUUGCAGGGCCUACUCCUGUUUUAAUCCUAGGACUUCACUCCGAGAGCUCCUGUUGUUUUUUGUUUUGUUUUGUUUGUUCUGAGGCGGCCUAGGCAGCUUUCCUUGUGGAUCCAGCAAUUGGCGCGUCAGAUCACGCCCGGGAUCUCUGUGGUGGUGAAGGCAAUUCCUUGUGACAUGUUACCCUCCUAUGGCUUGAGUCAUGAGCUGUUCAUGUGGCAGUGAUUCGUGUCUACUCAAAUGUAGUGGUUAGAGGUGUAUUCGAAGUGCUCUAAAGAUGAUCAUGGCUCUGGAUCUCCUCAGCGAAAACAAAACCUCUGAUAGUGCAGGGAAGCUGGACAUAACAAAAAUACAUAAUUUCAAUGGCUUGACUUCUUGAAUAUGCUGAGAUUCAGUUUGGACUAUUUUGGCAGAAAUGAUGGAGUAAACAGCAAGACACUGAAGUAAAUUAAUAGUUACAGAGUAGUUAUCAGGUAGGUUGGCUUUUAGGUGGAUUUAACUGUCAGCUAAGAACUCUUACUGUAUAGUAUGUAAUGAGGCUGGGUUUUAUUAUGCUGUGAAAUAUUCAAUGCAUUAUGAGAAAUUACAGUGUAACCGAUGUUAAUAAUACUCUGGGGGUUCAGAAGGCGGUGUGAUUGCCCUCUGUUUGCUUUUGAUAACUGACCUACAGAUUUUACUUUCUGCUUCCUUAUCAUUUUUCUGUUAGCUCCUUCACUUAAAAAAUGAGGUUAUUAUCAAAAUAAGAAUAGCAGUACUAAAUAUGAAAAAAAAAUAUGAAGACUUCAUAAAAUACAGUCUCAUGUUACAACUAGAUUAAAGGCAAUUCAGUAGUUACUUGUAAUGCUUCAUUGCAACACUAUAUAUAUGUUUAAGGUCUCGAAGGUUUAAAAAAUUACCUUUGGUACAGUCCUUAGAAAUUCAGAAGUUUCCAGGGGUUCACUACAUUACAGUGUUUGCCUAAUUUAUACUGGUCUUCAUGGUAGAUUUUGAUGAACUUAGAUGUUUACUUUCUAAAAUAUGCAGAUUUAAUUUGGAAUAUGUACUUUAGUAAAAAGGUUAUACCUUCACAGUCUGGACAACUUAAGUUUGUGAUACCUUAAACAGUAUUUAAAAAAAAUAGAAUUUUAUGGUUGUAAAGUAUGGUCACAAUAAACCAAGGUGUAUUUAAGACUAAAUUUAUUACCCAUUUUGAAUAAUAAGACAUUCUCAAAACACUCUUACAUUGUCAAAUUAACUUUUCUAUUUGAUAAUACUUUGAACCAUGGACAUGAGCUGGGAAGAUGAUAUUUUUAUACAAUUGUAGAAUGACUUCAGAGCUACAUGAUAUAUUAGAAAGAGCACUGGACUGGUAGUCCCUACCCUUUUUGGAUUCCAGGCUCCUCACAAAUACAGUGAGUGGGAUGAGAAAAGGUGAAAAUAUAAUGUCCAUUUGUAUAAUGUUUUGCCACUUACGGUGCACUUUGAUAUUAACUUUAUCUCACCUGAUUCAGUAGGACUUUAAGAUCUUAAUCUAAGAGUUCUAACAUUGUCUGCAUCUUUGAGCCUAGCUGCUCCUUUUGUUUUACAGAGGAGGUUGCUCGGUUUGCUAGUUGGUGGCAGAAGUGACACCAGAACCAAGGUCUGACUGACUGCCAGUCUAGAGGCAUUUUCCUAGUAUCAUGAAGUGGUUUGAAAUCAUAAAGCUGCAAAAUCUGAUAAUAACCGCAAGCUUUCCUUGUGUUUUGAUAACAAAGACUCCACAUAUUCUGGAGAACUUGAAUGUAAUAUUACUUUAAAGGAAUAGAUUGGGAUUUGAAGAUAAAUUUUACAUUUUUCACAGGAACAAACACUGAUGAAAGUAAAACAUUGUACAGGUAAUUUUAAUCCACCAUAUACUUUUUUUUUUUUUUUUAAAUCUCUCGAUGCUUCCAAAUGAUAGAGAACUAA